Molecule: messenger RNA, 1428 nt
Organism: Macrosiphum euphorbiae (potato aphid)
Lineage: Eukaryota; Metazoa; Arthropoda; Insecta; Hemiptera; Aphididae
Source: the annotation of a GenBank genome assembly
AUGGCUCAAUCUUACAACACAGUCAUCAUCAUAGGAGCAGGUGUAUCAGGAAUUGCAGCUGCAACCAAACUACUAAAGAAUAACUUCAACAAGUUUAUCAUAUUGGAAGCAGAAAACCGUAUUGGUGGUCGCAUUCAAACUUUACCCUUUGGUGAUGGGCACAUUGAACUAGGAGCACAAUGGAUUCAUGGAGAAGAAGGGAAUGUAGUAUUCCAAAUGGCUUCUGCUCAAAAUUUAGUAUCUGAUAAAAGAGAAACAAUUCAGCAAUUUAUUAAUUCUACAUUUGUUACGUCAUCAGGUAGCGAACUAAAAUCUAACCAUCUUCGUGAUUACUUAAAAGUAGCUUAUUCUGUAUUUGAUGAUAGUCCAAAGGAUGAUUUAGAGCGAUUCAUGUCAUUAGGAGAGCUUUUUCAAAAACGAAUUGAAAAUGUCUUAGUUGACACAGAAGAACUACCCCUGAAGCAAUUUAUUAAUUGGUGCCAACAUUAUCAAAAUUCUGACAAUGGAAGCGAUAGUUGGUUUGAAGCAUCUGCAAUUAAUAUAGACACUUAUAAAUAUUGUCCUGGUUAUCCUGAAAUUAGUUGGAAAUCAAAAGGAUAUUCAACUGUAAUAGAUUUAAUGCAGGAAAAGUUUAAUGAUGAAGUAGAAGACCUACAUAUUAAAGAUAAAGUAAUAUUUGGAAAAGAAGUUGUAAAAAUAUAUUGGUCUGGUGAUCAAGCAGAAGUAUUAUGUGCUGAUAAUAGCCGUUUUAAAGCACAAUGUAUUUUAACUACAAUGAGUCUUGGCGUUUUAAAAAAUGUGUGUAAUGAAUUAUUUGAACCUGAACUUCCUGAAUAUAAAUUAAAAGCUAUACAGAAUUUAGGUAUUGGAACUGUUGAUAAGUUAUUUUUGAAAUUUCCAUAUUCAUGGUGGUCAGAAGGCACCACGGGGUUUAGUUUUUUAUGGUCCGAUGAUGAUCGUGAAAAAUUCAUUAAAGAAAAUAAAAGACGUGGUUGGGAUUAUCUGUGUGAUGUAUUUGGUUUUUAUAUUUGUGAUAACUGUCCAGAUACACUCCUUGGAUGGAUAGUGGGUCCUGCUGCAAGAAACAUGGAACGGAAAUCUUUAGAUGAGAUAAAAAUUGGAUUAAUGUAUUUAUUGAAUAAAUUUUUGGGAGACACAUACACUAUUCCAUUUCCAGAUUUAGUGACUAGAUCUCAAUGGGGUUCCAAUAGCCACUUCUAUGGUUCAUAUUCUUUUCAUUCUAUGAACACCGAUAAAGAAGGAAAAGCCAACAGUCAAUUAGCAAAACCUUUAAUUAAUUCCAAUGGAAAAAAUAUUUUGCUGUUUGGUGGUGAAGCCACACAUAGUUCUUACUUUUCGACUGUACACGGAGCAAUUGAAACUGGUUGGCGUGAAGCAGAUAGGAUAUUGGAACAAUUUAUGGAAUAA